Coffea arabica (coffee) is the source of this 1124-nucleotide messenger RNA. Its product is annotated as transcription factor MYB1. Lineage: Eukaryota; Viridiplantae; Streptophyta; Magnoliopsida; Gentianales; Rubiaceae. The record is from RefSeq and is a predicted model, not a curated record.
GUGAAGCAUAGAAAGUUCAUCCAUUUCAAGUGCUUAUUCUAGUGUGGUACGUGUAGCAGUACUAUAGUAUGCGUAACACUGACGGACUAAGAAAAGGUGCAUGGACUGAAGAAGAAGACAUCCUUUUAAGAAAGUGCAUGGAGAAGUAUGGUGAAGGAAAGUGGCAUCAAGUUCCAGUUCGGGCAGGGUUAAAUAGGUGCCGCAAAAGUUGUAGACUACGGUGGCUCAACUAUCUCAGGCCAGAUAUAAAGCGAGGAGACUUCGCUUCUGAUGAAGUCGAUCUUCUCAUCAGGCUUCAAAAGCUGUUGGGCAACAGAUGGUCACUAAUUGCCGGUAGACUUCCUGGAAGAACUGCAAAUGAUGUGAAAAAUUACUGGAACACCCAUUUAAUAAAGAAGAUGGCUUUCAGAAGACAACCAGAUGAAAAGGGCCAGGCCGGUAACACAAACUACACCACAAAACCUAGGGCAAGCAACAUAGUGAAGCCUCGUCCUUGGACCUUCUCCAAAAAUGCAUCUUGGUUGAGGGGAAAAGCAACAACAACGACGACAACGACAGCAUCAAGCAGCACAGAAAUUCCUACUAUACGGACAACAACGAAUGCUCAGGGUCUCAAGGAUUCACCUCCGACUUCACACCCAACAAUAGAGAAGGAUGAUGACAACAACAUGCAGUGGUGGGACAACUUGUUUCUUGACGAAGAGGGAGGUGAAGGAACCCCGUUGGGAUUUGAUGCCUCGGGGGAGGACAACGUAACUAGUUUAUGGUUCGAAGAAUUGUCCCAGAUGGUAUUUAAGGAGGGUGAUAUUUGGACGCAGGAAAAUCAAAAUGGCUCGGGUUACAGCUCUACUGAUGCAGACUUGUGGGAUUUUCAAAUUUCUGAUCACCAAACCAUGCAAUAGAUUAUUGCAGUACUGAUCUUUUGCUGUCGAAUGUGUUUUAUACCAUUUAUUGGAUGCAUGAUUACGUAGCUACGAAUAAUGUUAGAUCUAAGGUUUGUAUUAGUAUAUGUACCGAUGCCAAUGAUUCAGUGUUGUGUACUACUUCCUGCUGGGAACUAGAUAUCUUUCUCAUUUAUUUUGACAAAUAAAUUAGUGGAAAAUUACCAAAAUGUGAAUGCUUAA